Tigriopus californicus is the source of this 1089-nucleotide messenger RNA. RefSeq names its product fibrillin-2-like. The record is from RefSeq and is a predicted model, not a curated record. Gene Ontology annotation, molecular function: calcium ion binding. The transcript is spliced from 3 exons. The coding region runs from base 1 to 1089 and encodes 362 amino acids. NCBI's taxonomy places the organism in Eukaryota, Metazoa, Arthropoda, Copepoda, Harpacticoida, Harpacticidae.
AUGACUAUGUACCCAAUAACAAGUAUCAUUCUCCUGCUGAUCUCAUUGACCUCAUCGACGGCCCAUGGGCGCCAAUCUUAUGCCAGAUAUCAACGGGGCGAUCAAGGACCCGACGUCUCUGAGGAGCUCUCCGCCGGAGCAAUCAAUUCAAUCACGGAAUCUCGUCUACCACGACCAAUAGGUGGUCCUAAUGUCUGCCGAUCUCGCGACUCCAGCUUCUGUUGCCCCGGAUGGGUCCAAAGAGGGGCGACCGGCCUCUGUCUGAUCCCAGUGUGCAGCGGAUGCGGCAACAAUGGGCGGUGCUUUAGGCCCAACAUGUGCAUCUGCCAAGGAGGUCAGAUCUCUCCCAAUUGCGGCCAAGAUGGGGUGCACAGUGAAGGGUGCGAAUCAACCUGUUUGAAUGGCGGGACUUGCAAAGAUGGAGAAUGCCUGUGUCGCCCAGGUUAUACUGGCGAGUACUGUCAGGAGCCUGUCUGCAAGCAAGACUGUGAAAACGGAGGGCGUUGCAUCGGACCCAAUAGGUGUGCCUGUGUCUACGGGUAUACUGGUCGAUAUUGCGAGAUUGACUACCGAACUGGUCCAUGCUACAGACGGAUUGAAAAUGGACAAUGCACGGGCCAGUUGGAGGGAGUGGUGUGCACUCGCCAGUUAUGUUGUGCCACCAUUGGUGAGGCCUGGGGUCACCCUUGCGAGGAGUGUCCAGACGCGUUGGCUUGCGAACCAGGUUUCCUGAAGAAUGUUCACACAGGAAAAUGCAUGGAUAUCAACGAAUGUGAAGCCAUUCCUGAUUUGUGCACCGGAGGCCAAUGCACCAACACAGAAGGGUCUUUUCAAUGUGAGUGCCCAGAAGGCAUGGUCAUGGACGAUAAUCACCAAUGCUCGGAUCAAGAUGAAUGCGCCCUCUUCUCGAAUGAGGAGAUCUGUCCCAAUGGUCGAUGUAUCAACAAAGACCCGGGUUACUACUGCCUUUGUGCUCCUGGUUAUAUUCCGUCGCAGGAUCAAAAAACGUGUCUGGAUACCAGCCAAGGCAAUUGUUACUCGGCCUUGGCCAGAAAUGGACGUUGUCGCAACAAGCUCUCUUUCAGGUAG